Molecule: messenger RNA, 2872 nt
Organism: Aquila chrysaetos chrysaetos
Lineage: Eukaryota; Metazoa; Chordata; Aves; Accipitriformes; Accipitridae
Gene: RRP15
Product: ribosomal RNA processing 15 homolog
Exons: 5
Coding region: 38-829 (263 amino acids)
Biological process (GO): maturation of LSU-rRNA; maturation of 5.8S rRNA
Cellular component (GO): preribosome, large subunit precursor
Source: RefSeq, a predicted model, not a curated record
CGGGCCGGGAGACGCUACCGGGUGGACCGUGGGGAAGAUGGCGGCUGCCGUGGCGGGCCCACGUGGAUGCGGCGCUGCGGCGGGCGAGGAGGCGGACAGCGAUUCUGAGUUAAGCUCAGGACUUCCAGAAGACAGCUACUCUUCAGGAGGUGAAGCCCUGGAUGGUGAUGAUGAAGAUGAAACAGCAGCCCUUGGUGAUGUGGUUGAAAAGGCAGCAAGCUCCAAAGCUGGCCCAGGUGCAGGCUGGGCAGAUGCCAUGGCAAAAGUGCUCAACAAAAAGAUUCCGCAAAAUAAGUCCACCAUCUUGGCCAAGAAUAAAAAACUGGAGGAGGAGAGAGAAAAGGAAAAACGAGAAAGGCUGGAGAAGAGAAUGAAGCUUGAUAAAAAGCGGGAGUGGGAAAUGAUGUGCCGAGUGAAGCCAGAUGUUGUCAAAGACCGAGACAGAGAAAGAAAUCUUCAGAGAAUUGCCACGAGAGGUGUUGUACAAUUAUUUAAUGCUGUCAGGACACACCAAAAGAAUGUUGAUGAGAAGGUGAAGAAAGCUGGGAGCUCUGACAGGCAGCGUGCUAAACUACUGUCAUCUGUGUCAAAGAAAGAUUUCAUCAGUGUUUUAAGAAACAUGGAGGGUGCUAAAGGAAGGAAGAAUCCUGCUGGAAAGGCCACAAAAAGUAAACAGGGUGAAGUGAAGUCUGAGGAGGGGCCAGAAUGGAAUAUACUGCGUGAUGACUUCAUGAUGGGAGCAUCUAUGAAAGACUGGGACAAGGAAAGUGAUGGAGAAGGCAAUACUGAACAAGGAGGUGGUCUGAAACAAGAAGAUGACAGUGACUGAAUGAAAGUUAAAACCAUUCAAGAUAAUGUUUUAUCUUCUUAACUUUGUUUGGAUAAAAAGUCAGCAUUCUGUGAAUGUACAACACUUGGAGGAUCUCUCUCUUUUUUUUUUUUUUUUUUUUUGAAAGACUUGCACAACUUCGGAGUGUUUUCUCCUCCAUGUCAAACUUUUAUUAAAUAUAGCUUCAUUUGCUAUAUUGAAAUACUGAAAUAUUUUCCAAAUCGUGUAUAAUUUUCAACAUAUUUCCAAAACAUUUUGUACAGUCAAAAUAGUGGCACCUGCCCAAUGAAAGAAAGAUUUUGCCAAGGUCAUUAAAAGUUUAUACAUUAGUCAUGGCAAUUGAUGUAUUAAUGUGCCUGCAUUUCCAAAUCAGUGUUGCACUUUGAAAAGUUGUUAGCGAUUCGCAGUAGAAAUGGCUUACAAUAAACACAGAAAUGCCGUCACCUUGUAAAGUUAUCGGACUCCUAUAGAGUCUUUACUACUUUGGCCAGAAAAGGUUUUGUAGAUAAUAAAGAAAAGUAACCAUUAAUGUGAUAGUUCUGGUCUUGGAGGAUUAGUUUGAUUGGAGACAACUUUGGAAACAUAACUGUAAAAAGAGAGACUUGACCCUACUGAUUGGCUUUUAUAUUUUUUUUAUAUAUAUAUGUACAUAUGUAUUUCUUCUGCAGUGCAAGUCUUAAAUUGUAUAAGUUAAGAUACUGGUAAGAGAGAAAAGGACAGUCAUUGCUAUUGUUUUUGUUGGGGGAGGGAGGGCUUUUCUAGCAAUACCGUGUAAAAUUAUAUGCAGUGUUGCUUCAUUUGCAGUUCUGGUGUUCUGGCCUUUUUCAGUAAGGAGCCGGACCUCUGAGAUACAUCCUGUGGGUUUAGUCAGCUAUAAUGCUAAUUCCUCAGGUCUGUAAAGGGUCAGACAAAAGCCUUUCCUCUUAGGUGCGUACUGGAACAGUACCAAAUUUUGGAAGAUGUCUGUCAGCAUAACACUAUUGGCUUUGUUUAAGCUACAGCAAUUUCUCCUAAUUAGUUGUUUGGUUGCAAAGGUGCAGAAGCUAACAUACGUGGUAAGAAUAUUUUCUGUAUAAGCAUAUGCAUACAGAAGGAAGUACAUUGUGAUUAAGGUGUUCUAAAUGAGAGGCUGGGGCUGAAUUCUGCUUCCUUCACUGUUCCAGACUGGCUGUCUAAUACUGUGUCAUUUGUUUAACUUUGCUAUUGCAUUUACCCAUUUGCUAUGUGAAGAAAAUUCUUUGGGGCCUAUUAAUUGAAACUUAAAAUACGUAGUACUAUUCUGUCUUACGUACAAACCUUUCUUUGUAUCUGCUUAUACGCAAGAUAGGAUUAGGAGCGACUUUCAGAUUUUCAGUCUUCAGCAUUGAAAUGUGUGGUAGGACAGUGGAUUCAGAUUUUUGUAACGAAGGCAUUGAGGAGGCGAGGGGGUUUGAACUUUGUGUAUGCUGCAGGAUAAAAAAUACACAUACAAAAUGGCAGAGAAACCCAUCCUAACAACUGGCAAUGGUUGUGUUAUCCCUAGCCUAUUCAUCUGGUAUAUAUUGCAGCAUAAUUCUUUGAGGAGAACUCAAAGCUAACAGCAGAAAUGUUUAGACUUUCAAGCUGUUUUGAGUGUUAAACAUAUUAGGUAUCUGAGGAGACAUUAGUUUGUGGCCUGAUAUUUAUUAUCACAAACGAAGGCAUACACCCAAAAUAUCAAGUGGCAAAACCACAGAAGUUUGACAUAUGGUUAUCCCGGCUUCUGAAGGCUAGACAUCUGUAUAGCUGUUCAGUGAGAGUUGGCAUCUCAUUAGUGCAGUACAAAAAUAUACUGCAAUGAAUUUUCAGUCUAUAAAGCAGCGUAGUAGUCUAAUCUGACAUAGCUUGCUUUCUACAGAGUUCAGUUACUUUGUGUGGAAAAAUUAUAUCAGCACCCUUAAAUCUGUAGUUGUUCUUGAGUUUGAUAUCAUCGGUCUCUGUCUGAGAUCAAACUUUUGGAAAAGUUUUUCUUAGGAACUAUGACAUAUUGAGGUGAUUAUUAAAAAUUUCAAAAUCCUUUCAGAA